UAGUUUUUCAGUUGGAGAGGCGGAACUUUCCCGGAAACUAUACGUUAUGUGCAGAACGUGUGUUGUGUCAUCUUUCUUGUUCUUUCCGCCAUUUUAUCUCCCAAAACAUCCCAUAAUCUCACGAGUCAGUCUUGAUAAAACAAAAAGGGUCCAUAAACAAGCUGCCAAUACGUCACAAUCUUCAUUUGGAAUUGUUCAACAGCGUGUGGCUGCUCUAAAACUUUCUGGGGUUUUCUGUAUUCUGCCGCUUUUUAAUGGAUUCUGCUGCCUCUCAUUUGGUGCGGUGCUGGAUUGCUAGCAUCCCAUGAGGGAUUGAUGAUUUGGGGAUGAUUUGAAUAUGUGGGCUGUUCAAGCUUGAUUAGUAAUAUUGAUUUCUGGCGCUGUUGGAUCUAAAGAGCCUUUCCUGUAUUGAUUUGACUUGCACCAUCUUUGCCAUUUGUAAUGUAAUUGGAAGCCUGCAAUGUUUUGUUGGACCUGAAAAAUGAUUGAUUAGAGGUUUUAUAUGAUUGGUGGGAAGGUGGAUUCAGGAUUUAUCUGCCUAUAAUUUACUUUGAUAUAAUUGUGGACUUGUAUUGAUAGUAUUGGGUUGAUUAUAUUAUAAAAGCUAUACAAUUAUGGAGCUACCUGAAGAGGAACCCGUCACCAACGGAGAGGCGGAGGAAAUGGACAGAGAGCCCUCUGCGGAGGCUCCUCUCCGGGAGCCCCACUCCUACCGGAGUCAUUGUGGGGGGAUGGUGAGAAAGAAAGCCUAUAUCUUUGAUGGUUCUGGAAAGUUUUACAAUAAGGAAUGGGAUCUGACAGAAGGUAGAGGCAAUGAGUUCUGUUGGUACCAUGUUGAACUUCCAAAAGGACAUCAGAAGCUUUGUCAGUCUGCCCAAGACCUCAUUGGCGUUCUUUGCCCGCCUUUGAAACUCCAGGAUAUUCUCUCUCUUGUCAGCAAUGGACCAUUUUGUGGGUAUGUUGAUGGGGCUCUAGUCUUCAGAGUCAACUCUCCCGGCCCUCCCUCUAGUGAUUUCACAUUUAGAAUUGCCGCAAGAAUUACUGAGAAUUCAGUGAUCACUGUGAGUUUGGGCCGCGUUCCCAGAUUGGGUUUCUCACCGGUGGGUCAAUCUCUUCUCUCGGAGAUUCCUAGUGUGGAGAGUCCCUCGUAUCAUAGAGGAGAGCAGAGGGAAAGGAGCGGGAUUGUCAUAGGGGAGCAUGUUCUUGAGUUCUUAUUGACAAUGAAUCACUCUGAGGAAGCCGAUAAUCCUGUGCCAAAAUCUGUCUCAAAUCUUGUAGUUCAUAUUGUUGACACGCAUGUGGAUCACCUCCAAGAUGUUGUGACUAAACUUGAGAUAGAGUUGGAUUCCGUUGAGCUUCAGAUGGAUAAAGGUGGGUUUGCUUUAAAGAAACAAAUGCUGGAUGACAGGAGAUUUCCCAAAAUGCAUCUAAAUCUGCAGCGGCUCCUACAGGAGAUUGCUCAUGGGGAGCAAGUUUUUCCUCGUGUCAAAGAAAGAUGUUCCUCAAAGCAAUGGUUUUCGAGUGAAGAUAUUGCCUCACUUGAAGAGCUGAUCGGACGGUUGAGGAGGCUAAAGGAGAAUGUAGGCUUUAUAGCAAAUCGUGUCACGGCAAUACAGGCUGGUCUAGACAGCUGGCAAGCUGAGCAGAUAAACAGGAAACUGUAUUAUCUCUCUUUCCUCUCUAUAAUAUUCCUUCCUUUAUCCAUCAUUACUGGAGUGUUCGGCAUGAAUGUGGGGGGAGUUCCAUGGACAGGACAAAAAGACCCAACGUUGAAAGAUGGUUUCCGUAAUGUCAUGUUACUCUGUGUAGCUAUGCUUCUUUUGGCACUUCUCUGCUUCAGCUUUCCUGUUCUUUAUACCCGAAUAGCUGCUUGGCACAGAAGCAGGGUCAUGAAGAGGAGCUGGUCCCUCAAUAGGAAGUCAUUCCUAAAGAGAACCCAUGGAAUUGGAGUUCAAGAAAGAAGGGGCUACCUCCGCAUUUGAGGAAUGCAUCUAGACUUUCUUUCUUGUUUUGUAUUGCUUUCUAAGUUCAUGGGCACUUUGCCCUAGAUCGGAGAUUUUGGUUGAGCACUUACGGACAACCAAGGGAAAAAGGUAGAGGUUUCUGAUGGUUUUGUUUCUUUACUUGGUUUAGUUCCCCCAUUUUUUAACCUUGGAGGUCAGCUUGUAAAAUGUAUUCUCUUGUAUCAUAUGUUUAAUAGUGUUGCAGAUGGUUUCUGUACAAUGUACACUCGAAAGAUUUAACAGCUUCUUUUCAACUGUCUCA
Molecule: messenger RNA, 2265 nt
Organism: Malus domestica (apple)
Lineage: Eukaryota; Viridiplantae; Streptophyta; Magnoliopsida; Rosales; Rosaceae
Biological process (GO): metal ion transport; transmembrane transport
Cellular component (GO): membrane
Molecular function (GO): metal ion transmembrane transporter activity
Source: RefSeq, a predicted model, not a curated record